AAUAAAUAUUUAUCGACAUAAAAAAAUGUUGCCUUUGAAUUUUCCUUCAAAAUCGGCACGAACUUUCCGGACGACCGAAUAUUUUCCGUCUUGUUUCCCCGAAUAAUAGCAUUAAUUCCGCAAGUUGAAGCUGAAAGUUAAAAAUUGGACAUUGAGAAAGCAGCGUUCAAAUGACGAAGCUCGUGGCUGUCGUGGCCGCUAUCGAUCGAUCCGCACUUCCGUAGAAACGUGCGAUCAGUACACGCGCGCACCUGGCGUACGCUCGUUCGUGGCAACGCAAUUGCAGUCCUUGCGGAUAGCGGAUAGCGAAUUGGUGCAGUUAUUAAACGCUUGAAGAAUGGCAAUUAUGGGAAGUAUAUAUAACACCGAAUUACUUUCCUUGACCAUCGCGAUGGUAUCACAAGUGCACGCGUUAGUUCCGUAGCGUAUCGAUUCGCGUAUGCAACUGGGACGCACGCGAUGCUUUCUCGUAGCAACCUUGCUUCUUCUAGCCCUAACAGUGCUGAAGAAAGCCCCGUCGAGAGAAUGGCUAAGCCCGUCGAGUCCACCAGAGACAGAAGACUGAGAAGAUCGCGCGACGUGCCGUCCUUCUUCGAGGAGUCGACGGAAAGCGUGACACCGUUGAAAACAACGAUGAACGUCGUCGCGGACGUUCACGACGAGAGCGGCAAGUUGGACCGCCGACAACGAGACGACGCGAGCGAUCUCGCGGUCGAAUUCGACGAUAAAGCGGCUAAACGGUCCUCCGAGGAGUCGAAAGCUUCCUCGGGCGCGAGCGAAGGUCCUCCGAGGAGCCGCUCCAUCAAGCGCAGAAGUUUCGCGAAAGACCGAAGGAGCAAAGAGUCGCACGAUGAUCGAACUGCGGAUCUAAUAGAGGAACUCGAGCUGCCGACGAAGAGCAGCGAGUCCCUUGAUGAGAAGCCACGCCAGCGGAGGCAGUGGAACACCGCGAGCGUGGCGAAGGGGAUGCGGGACUCGAAGGCACGAACGCGGCGGAAGCGCUGGGCCAAGGACACCAGCGUGAUCCGACUGCCCGGGACGAGCGACGACCUUGGGUCCCCGUUGAUCGACGAGCCGCGUAGACCGCCGAUUCCGAUGCCGCGAUCCAGCGUGCGCCGGAACGCUUUACCCUUUGACAAUCCAGCGUUCACGUCUGAGAACGACGACGAGGUGCUCCGAAUCGAGACUGAUCACAAUAAGGAGAGCACCAAGAUCGAGAUAAGAAGGAUGCGCGACCGUGCGAGCGUCAAGGAUGUCGAGGAGGCUGGAACAACGUCCUGGAGGAAGAACCGAGGGAAAGUAGCGACGACGAGCGAGCGUUUGGUGGAUAGCGACGACCGAUCUUCGAAGGCGAGAUCCUCUGAAAGUAGAGAGAACAGUGUUGAGAAGAUCGAUUCAUCGACGAGCCUGGAGAAGGUCACUGACGUUCGAUCGAGCUCGAUCACUUCUGAGGAACGUCCGUCGUCGAGAACAAGAGAGAAGACGUUUCAGCGGGAAGGAUCGUUAAGAAAACGAGGGCGACCCUUGCACAGAAAGGAGAAGCCUUCCGGCGAAGUAAGCUCAUCCGCGAGGGACGCGAGCUCCGCGUUCGAGGCGGACGCGGGAGCCCGAAAGAAGAAGAAGAGACAGCGGAAACAAAAAGAUGGACAGCGAAACGGAAAGGAGAGAAAAGAGGAAGAGGAGAUGAAGCACAUCUCCGUGACGAUUCAUCGUGCUGACGUGCUGGAGGCGGAUUACGUGAACGUGAAGCGACCGAUGGUGAAGGUGCACAUUGUGGACGCCCGUACGGGAUCGUAUCUGAAUAUGAACACGGCGGAGAAUAAAGGGAGUGGCGAUGGGUUUCUUCAGCCGAUGAUCACCGGCAAAUUCGACUUCAAGGAGAACAGAUCGAUGAUCCCGGUUUGGGAGGAAGAGCUCAUUUUCGAGCAUGACUUCAACGCGAUCACGAGGCGCGAAGAUGGCAACCAAGUGGUGAUCCUCUUCGAGGUGAUAGACCUCUUGAGCUUCGCGGAAGCGAGCGUGAGCUACGACAGAAUCGGUAGCGAGGGAUGCUGGAACAAAAUUGCUUGGGCAUUCCUCAAGCCAAUAGGUGUCAACGGUACUCUUCAUACGGAGAAGAAAGUGCGGUUGCAGCUUUACAGACCGAGACAGAGCUUUAAGAGAUAUGGGAAACACAAAUGCGAGGUGUACAGCUGGUGGCAAUCGAAUAAUAGAGAUAAAUAUCCCAGUAGCCUCCUCGUGACGAUCACGUCGGUCUCACCGCGGAAAUCGGAACCCGUAAUUUAUCAACAGCUACCGCUAGACGAUUUCUUGGACGACACGCGGAGCGUCUCACGGGGACCGUCGACGCGUACGUCGGAGUCGAUCGGCCUGCCAAAGUGGGCGCGUCUGGCUGCCCAAUCUUGCAAAGUACCAAAUGAGAUAAUGUUCGAGACGGAAACGAGCGAGAACGGCUGCUUCUAUGUUGCCUUCAGCAACGACGGCAAGUAUCUGGCUUGCGUCCAUUCCGAGGAGUACAAUUAUCCGAUUAUCAUUUACGAGGUCGAAACCGGCAAGAUUCACGUUCGAUUUCUCGGUCACAAGACUUUCGUGUACUCUCUGAACUGGUCCAGCAACGAUCAUCACUUGCUGUCGGCGUCCGCGGAUCAAACGGCGCGUAUCUGGGAUGUUCGCAACCAAAUUAUACAGCACAUCGAGAUGCUGCCGCAUCCUUCGUACGUUUAUUGCGCCAAGUACGGACCCGAGAAGGGAACGAUCGUGGCGACAGGAUGCUACGAUCAAGUAGCUCGCAUUUGGACGAGCGACAGAAAGUCGAAGAAGCGAGAACUGAGCCAGGAAUUGGAGGGCCACGAGGGUUUCGUCAAUUCCGUAGUCUUUCAAAAAAACGGUAACUUGAUCACUGCCGACAGUGUGGGCUCGAUAAUUCUUUGGACGGUUCGGAGGAACAGCAGGAUGCCGUCGAAGAGGGAGUGGUGCAUGUCGAGGAAAAUAAAAAUCCGUGAGAUCGACGGCGUCGUUAUCAAUACGAUCGCGUUGCAUCCCCUUGAAUCCAGGCUCCUCGUGCACUCGCGAGACAACGGCUUGCGAUUAGUGGAUCUCGCGACCGGCGUGGUCUUGCAGAAGUACAAGCAGCUAAACAAUCGAAGAAUACAAUUAAGAGCCUGCAUCUCUCCCUGCGGUGGAUUAGUCCUGUGCGGUGGGGAAGAUUCCGCGCUGAACGUGUGGAAUCUGGAGACGAGCAAGCAUCAGGCCAGAUACACGAGCGAUUCGCAGAAGUCCGCCAGGCUGGUCGUUAGCUGCGUGGAUUAUCAUCCCUACGAUCACAUCUUGGCGUUCUCGACGUUCGGCGGUCCAGCGCCAGUUCGAAUCUUGCGAUUCAAUAAAAACGCGAGCGGCAACGAUGUCGGUUUGAAGCUCACGGAAGACGGGUCGGAAAUUCGUGGUAACGAGGUGAUCCUGAACGUCUUCGACCGUCCUCUGUCCCGGCGGGAUGAAUUCACCGACGACACGGUCACGAUGAAACAAAUAUCGCCGCCUUAUCGUCCUCCGGUCGAUUGCACGAUAAUCCAAAUCGAAGACGGCGAUGAUCGCGACCAACUGUGGACGAAGCUCCGUCGCUUGAGGGAAGUGGAACGCAACUGGAAAAAGAGGAGCAUGGAUCGUCUGUACUGCAUCAUCCAGAAGAUCGACUCAAUGCUGUUGAAGACGUCUCCCGAGGACUCCGCUGAAGCCAAAUCGAUUCAUAAAGAAGCCGAAGGGGAUGCACUUCACGUAUUGGAAGGAGCUCUCGCAGGAAGCGCAGAAAAGUUCUGCGAGACUGAGCUUUUCAGCGUGAACGAGCGUAGGAGUUCUCCCGUGGAGUCCGGCGCGUUCAGCAACCUCGUUCUCGCGCGUAACGUGUUUGCCGAGAAAGGCGAGCGAAAGACGAAGAAGCGACACCGACUUGUCGCCAGGGAACGGCCGAAAAGCGCGAAAGAGCCUGAAAUCGACAGACUUUCGGAUCGAUGCAGACUCGACAAGGCUCUGUCCGACAGUGCGGCGAGUUCCGCGAGGUUCCCCGACGGUCUCUUCCGAGAUGAUAAGCACGCGCCUCGCGGCAAUAAUCGAGAUCCUUCCCGCAACUCGACAGCUUUGUUCGAAAAAACGAACGCGUCCGCAGGUUCGCGCGUUCCGUCCGCAAGUUCGUCGGGUAGCACUGGCACGUACACAAUAAAAAUGCAUCCCGGUGGAAACGUCGGCGACAUCGAGACUGAAAGAAUAAGAUCCAUCCACGGGUCCGGAGAUGACAGUUCGCAAAUUAGCGACGCCACGUUCGUCAUAGAGCAUUAAAUAUUUUUGUGCUACUGCAUA
Ooceraea biroi (clonal raider ant) is the source of this 4350-nucleotide messenger RNA. Its product is annotated as jouberin. Gene Ontology annotation, cellular component: ciliary basal body. The record is from RefSeq and is a predicted model, not a curated record. Gene Ontology annotation, biological process: motile cilium assembly. NCBI's taxonomy places the organism in Eukaryota, Metazoa, Arthropoda, Insecta, Hymenoptera, Formicidae. Gene Ontology annotation, molecular function: protein binding.